Messenger RNA from Lotus japonicus, 1788 nucleotides. RefSeq lists its product as uncharacterized. Gene Ontology annotation, cellular component: endoplasmic reticulum; COPII-coated ER to Golgi transport vesicle. NCBI's taxonomy places the organism in Eukaryota, Viridiplantae, Streptophyta, Magnoliopsida, Fabales, Fabaceae. The record is from RefSeq and is a predicted model, not a curated record. The coding region runs from base 227 to 1387 and encodes 386 amino acids. The transcript is spliced from 13 exons.
AGAACGAAAAUAGAAGAAGAGAAGAGAAGAGAUUAUAAUACAAAUACAGUGGUAGCUAGAUUGCUUCAAAUUGAAUGCAAACUGAAACGCCCCGUUGCAAUUCCCACAAUUUCGAUUCAACGGGGUGUUUUUCUCAUUUCAUCAUCACAUUCGAAAUUGGAUCUCGAUUUCGCAUCUUCGUUGAUAAUCAUCAUCAUUCUAGGGAUUCAUCAUCAGAAGAAUCACCAUGGAAGGGAUAAUGAGCAAGCUUCGGAACCUGGACGCGUACCCUAAAAUCAACGAGGAUUUCUACAGCAGAACCCUCUCCGGCGGCGUCAUCACCCUCGCUUCCUCCCUCAUCAUGCUCUUGCUCUUCUUCUCCGAGCUCCGGUUGUAUCUCCAUGCUGUCACUGAAACCAAGCUCGUUGUAGAUACUUCUAGAGGAGAAACGCUGCGUAUCAAUUUUGAUGUUACAUUUCCUGCAUUACCAUGUUCUAUAGUCAGUCUUGAUGCUAUGGAUAUCAGCGGAGAGCAGCAUUUGGAUGUGAGACAUGAUGUCAUCAAGAAAAGAUUAGACACUCAUGGCAAUGUGAUAGAAACAAGGCAAGAUGGGAUAGGCUCUCCUACGAUUGAAAAGCCCUUGCAAAAACAUGGAGGCAGGCUUGACCACAAUGAGACUUAUUGUGGUUCCUGUUAUGGUGCUGAAUCGUCAGAUGAGGAAUGUUGUAAUAACUGUGAGGAAGUCCGUGAAGCAUAUCGAAAGAAAGGUUGGGCACUGUCAAAUCCAGAUGUAAUUGACCAGUGCAAAAGAGAAGGAUUCUUACAAAGAAUCAAGGAUGAAGAAGGUGAAGGGUGCAAUGUGUAUGGUUUCUUGGAAGUAAAUAAGGUGGCAGGGAAUUUCCAUUUCGCUCCUGGGAAAAGCUUUCAACAAUCUGGUGUGCAUGUACAUGACUUGCUGGCUUUUCAAAAGGACUCAUUUAAUUUAAGUCACCACAUCAACAGAUUAGCUUUUGGAGACUAUUUCCCUGGUGUUGUGAAUCCUCUCGAUCGUGUGCAUUGGACACAAGACACGCCAAGUGGGAUGUAUCAAUAUUUUAUUAAGGUUGUGCCUACUGUAUACACUGACGUGAGUGGCCAUACCAUCCAGUCAAACCAGUUCUCGGUUACAGAACACUUCAGGACAGCGGAUGUGGGCCGACUGCAGUCCCUCCCUGGAGUUUUCUUCUUCUAUGACCUUUCUCCAAUCAAGGUUACAUUUACAGAAGAACAUGUCUCGUUCUUACAUUUUCUUACUAAUGUGUGUGCCAUAGUUGGAGGUGUUUUUACUGUUUCUGGAAUAGUAGAUUCAUUCAUCUAUCAUGGUCAAAAGGCUAUCAAGAAGAAGAUGGAACUCGGUAAAUUUAGCUGAUAGUUCUGUGGGCACAUGCUGUGGUGUUAUCUGAUUCUUUCCAGUGAAUGGCUCUCCAGAGGCAAUCUUUUCAAGAGAUGGUCAACUAUUGAAUGGAAUUCUCGUCGGCGUUCACUGCGUUCUGUCAUUUUCAUCAAAAGGGUUAUGUCCUUAGAUCUUGUCAUCAAUGAAGGUUGAAACGCUUGAUCAUAUCAUGUGUGACAAAUUCCACUUUUGCCAUGGUUCAUAUCUUUUCUGAAACAGCUCUGAUGAUGUGAAUGUUACUUUUUGGAAUGUAGAUGGGGCUUUCAUUUAUAGCUAUUCACUUGCAGAACUUCCUUCCAGGAGAAUCAAAUGGAAAACCCUAUACAGAAAUCUAAAUUGACAAUGAUAAUCUAAAAUGAGAUAUAACUGUAGCUCCA